Messenger RNA from Colletotrichum karsti, 384 nucleotides. RefSeq lists its product as uncharacterized. The transcript is spliced from 4 exons. The record is from RefSeq and is a predicted model, not a curated record. Bases 1 to 384 code for a protein of 127 amino acids. NCBI's taxonomy places the organism in Eukaryota, Fungi, Ascomycota, Sordariomycetes, Glomerellales, Glomerellaceae.
AUGGCCUCCUUCGUCGCCCGCCGCACCUUCUCUACCUCCGUCCGCCGCUUCGCCGACGAGCAGGCCAAGCAGCAGCUCGCCCAGGAGUCCAAGCGCAACCCCGAGCUCUACAUCCUCGGCGGUGUCAUGGCCGCCGCGCUCGGCGGCGCCGGUCUCUACUUCGGCCGCACCCCCACCACCGCCACCUCCGAGACCGCCGUCCUGAAGGCCGGUAUGCCCUGGGAGACCGACUCCGAGGGCAAGUACAAGUACCACCCCGGCGGCAACCCCAAGAACGAGCCCAAGGACGCCCCCAGCGCCGUCAACACCGUCAUCAUCCCCGACGUCACUCUGCCCAAGGAGCUGCACGAGAAGUACAACAAGUGGGGCAAGGACGGCUACUAA